GCAGAUAGGCACAGAGACAGACAAACAAGAGACAUUCACAGGGUUUUUGCUUUUCACUUCACAGGAGCUGCCAUGACAUUUGCUUCUUGCCUUCGAAAUGCACCAUUAGGCAGAGGAAUUGUAAAGUGCAAGCGCUGAAAGGCAGUACAGGAGCAAGGGGAAGGGAAAAUUGCAGCAGGAGAGUAUUAAGAUAUUCUUGUGUGUAAAUUUUUUGGAAGGUGGGGGGGGGGGAUUUUUUUUUCAAAAAAUGGCAGCCAACUGUAGUGCUAGUGCCAGCAAGACCAAAACCAAGAAGAAGCACUUUGUGGCUCAGAAGGUAAAGCUAUUCAGAGCCAGUGAACCCCUGCUCAGUGUCCUGAUGUGGGGAGUCAAUCACACUAUCAAUGAACUAAGCCAUGUUCAGAUUCCUGUUAUGUUGAUGCCAGAUGACUUCAAAGCAUUCAGCAAGAUUAAAGUGGACAAUCACCUUUUUAACAAGGAGAAUCUCCCAAGUCGCUUCAAAUUUAAGGAGUAUUGCCCGAUGGUUUUUAGGAAUCUGCGAGAGAGAUUUUGCAUCGAUGAUCAGGAUUACCAGCGGUCUUUGUCAAAGCUUCCAACACAGGAGCUCGAAAAAAUAACAGUGAACAUGGGUUUAGUCCGCCAGAACUCAGUAACACGGAGUGCCCCCCUAAACAGUGACACACAGAAUCGGAUGGGUGCUCGAUUUUUAACUACAUAUGACAAGAGAUUCGUCAUUAAAACUAUAACUAGCGAAGAUGUAGCAGAGAUGCAUAAUAUUUUAAAAAAGUACCAUCAGUAUAUUGUGGAGUGCCAUGGUAAUACACUUCUUCCCCAGUUCCUGGGCAUGUACCGGUUAACAGUGGAUGGAGUGGAGACGUACAUGACCGUAACAAGAAAUGUAUUUAGUCACAGACUUACCGUCCACAGGAAAUAUGACCUGAAGGGUUCAACAGUAUCGAGGGAAGCUAGUGGAAAAGAAAAGGCCAAAGAGUUGCCAACGCUAAAAGACAAUGACUUUCUAAAUGAAGGGCAAAGAAUUCAAAUAGGGGAUGAAAAUAAAAAGAUGUUUCUGGACAAACUUAAGCGUGAUGUUGAGUUUUUAGCACAGUUGAAGAUCAUGGAUUACAGCCUGUUAGUUGGUAUCCACGACGUAGAUCGUGCCGAGCAAGAAGAGGUCGAAGUGGAAGAGAAAGGCGAGGAGGAAGAUUGUGAAAACGAUGGAAUGAGCCAUCCUGUUGGUUCAUAUGGAACCCCGCCGGAUAGCCCUGGAAAUAUGUUGAACUUCCCACGAAUCUUUGGACCAGGGGAGUUUGACCCAACUGUGGACGUGUAUGCUAUAAAGAGCCAUGACAUCAUACUGGCUAAUUUUCCAGAUGCCCCAAGGAAGGAAGUUUUCUUUAUGGCAAUAAUUGACAUUUUAACUCAUUAUGAUGCGAAGAAGAAAGCUGCCCAUGCUGCCAAAACAGUGAAACAUGGGGCUGGUGCUGAGAUAUCAACAGUUAACCCUGAACAGUACUCAAAGCGUUUCUUAGAAUUUAUGUCCAACAUCAUAACAUAGUGCCAUGCAGUACACACUAGAUGCACAAGAGACUACUGCGGAGUAUCAAAUGCAGCAACGUGGGAACAACAGUUGGGGACACUCUAGUGGUGCGUACAGAGACUAAUCUCAAAAUUGCAUCCUUUGGAAACAGAAGAUAAACAACAAAAAAAAAACACUUGCACACUUAAUGGCAAAUGUGCUUUGCCUCAAAUUUUGCAUUACUCCUGAAGUUUUCCCUGUCAUGCAUUCUGAGUGUGUUUUUACUGGCAUUAGUUUCGGCGGCACGCCAUAUGACACAAUGAGAAGUUCUGCAUGUUCGAAAAGCCGAAGGCAGGUGCUUGCGCACAGUGAAAGACAACGGGGCACUUUGGCCGUGGCAAGAAUCACUUUUCCUUUUGAAGAACAGUUUUGACGUUGUCCAGCCAGAACAAAGACACGGUGUAUAGCUUGCGUGUAACUCUACAUAGGUGCACUUACCCAGUCCCUGGUACUGCCACUGUUAACUUGUGCCAUGCUGUUUCUCAAAGCAUUUUUAAGUUGCCAUGUUGUUUAAUUGCAGGAAAAAUAAGACUUUUUAACAGCUAUCAAUAAACCAACGCAUCAAUAUGUAAAUAAAACAUUGUUUGAUUGGGAAUGGGAGGGUUGGCAUGGGCGGAAGAGAAAGGGGAAUGUUUACUAAAAAGCAGUGUAACCUGUACAAUAUGAUGCUGCAUAUCUUGGUUACCCUUGAUCGUGUCUGGCUACGGAAUCUGCCAAUGUCCCAGAAAUCUGACAUGAUCCGGGUAAGUUGAUUGGAUUUGCAGAAUCCCAAAUGUAUUCUAAACGUUUACUUAUUUUUGUCAUUUGACAAGAGGGCUGGUGUUUACUUUAAUGUGGACUAUUUGGCUUUUCAAGGGAGUACUGUCUGUAAUAUGUGCUUUAAGCUAUAUUUUUUGUGGACAAUGUGUCAUUCUGUCUUCUAGGUCAAUAGACAUGAGUAAAAGGGUGAUUUUUUUUGAAAUAGCUAACUCCUUUGUAAGGAACUUUUUGAAAAAAAAACUCAAUUCUUUUGACAAAGCAUAGAGUUCGCUGUUGAAUCUGAUGUUACAAAAAAGUUAACUGUGAUAAUAAUGUUGCUUGGUAGUAUUUUGUAAGAAAAAACUACCUAAUUGAUUGGUGAUUGAAUCCUUAAGGAAUCAGAAAUAUUACAAAAAAAAGCCGCAGCAUUAUUGUGCUGUUUUAUUCACGAAAAAAUGCUGGAUGUGUGCAAAUAAAAUAUGCCAGCCCCAGGCAUCAAAUUUGAACCACUUCUGUGUAGUUUGCAGAAAUGAUGGAAGGAAUUGAUUUGCACUUUAACCUUUAACAGAAUUUAGCGUGUGCUGUUAAUUACGUACAGCAUAACAGAUAUUAAUAGAGGAGGUGUGCUUGUUCUGAAUUUGAUCUUGACUGAUUGACCAUUGAAAUGUAUAUGUCUAAAGCCAAACUACAUGUUAAUGUUUGCACCCAUUUAAUGUUUAAAUCAUCUUUAACCCAUUACUUUAUAUGGAUGUUUAAAUACAGAACUUUCUUUACUAAAAUGACGGUGGCCAUUUUACGAAGUGAUCUGUUUUACAUUUGGGAACAGUGGACGUAGGGUGUCAGAGGAUUAACAAUUAAUGGUAGUGUAGCAGUUAGUGUGACACUGUUACAGUUUGGGGCGUUGGAGUUUGGUGUUCGAUUCCAGUGCCUUCUGUAAGGAGUCUGUACAUUCUCCCUGUGACCGUGUGGGUUUCCUCUGGAUGCUCCGGUUUCCUCUCAGUCCAAAGACGUACAGGUUAGUAGAUUAAUUGGUCAUUGUAAAUUGUCGUGUAAUGAGGCUAACAUUAAAUAGGUGGGUUGCUGGAUAAUGAACCCUUUGGGCCAGAAGGACCUCUUCCGUACUGUAUCACUAAAUAUUGUUUUUUAAUUGCAGGAAAAUUAAUAGUAAUGCAGCUUCUGAUACCCUGUGUUGCUGAAAAACAAAAUGUACAAUUCUUGCAUAGUAUAUGUUGUAAUAGAUACUCACUCUGGUGCCAUUGUAGCUAGCUCGAAAUAUUGUAAAGGAUGAUCAAAGGAAUAUUAAAACCACUGCCUAAAUUCAGUUGCAACAGUAUAAAUGCACAUCUGAUCCAAGCUUCAAUUUUCUAUAUACUGAAUGCUUUCUUAUUCACCCUUUUGUUAUACAAAGUUCCAGAUGAAAGUAUAGCUCCUCAUGAGCCACGCAUCAUUCUGGUUAUACGGCAGCCCGGUUGUUUCUGAGCUCAGCCCAUUGCUGGCUAGCCAUGUCACCACCAUUUACUCUGGAGAAGUUAGUGUUUUGCAGUGAUUUGGAGGAAGCUGUUUUCUGACCAAGGCUUGGUACGGUUGCUGUUAACUUCUAAAAUUCAGUGAUGCAAAAUUAAAGAGAAAGAUCCUCAAUAUCAUUAACUGCAUUUUAUCAUGUUAAAAAGUUAUCUCUCACUUUUUUCUGGGACAAAUGUUCGCUGGGAAAUACUCAGAUCUCAGUCACCUAACAUUGUGCUCAGAUAAGUACAGAAGAAAAUAGGAGCUGCAACAGGCCAUUUGGCCCCUCAGGGCUGGUCCACUGUUCGCUGCAAUUGUGCCCCAACUGUACACCCCACCCUCACCUUCUCUGCCAGUUCCCAGUGCCCUCAAUCCCCUGGUAUUUCAGAAAUCCACUUUAAGUACCCCCAAUAAUAUAGCUUUCACAAUCCUUCAGAGAGUCACCACCUCUCCAAGAAGGUACUUAUACAACUCUGUUUUAAAUUAUCGCCCCUGAUCUGUCUCUAGAGUGAAAUAAAAAGCAAAAGACAAAUUAAUGACUCCAUCAUUGGAACCAAUCGCCAUGACUACCAGUGGAUGCCUCAAGUCUCCUUGCAAGUUGACAAUCAGU
Molecule: messenger RNA, 4430 nt
Organism: Hypanus sabinus (Atlantic stingray)
Lineage: Eukaryota; Metazoa; Chordata; Chondrichthyes; Myliobatiformes; Dasyatidae
Product: phosphatidylinositol 5-phosphate 4-kinase type-2 beta
Exons: 11
Coding region: 248-1558 (436 amino acids)
Biological process (GO): phosphatidylinositol metabolic process
Molecular function (GO): phosphatidylinositol kinase activity
Source: RefSeq, a predicted model, not a curated record